Messenger RNA from Acanthoscelides obtectus, 344 nucleotides. The record is from the annotation of a GenBank genome assembly. Lineage: Eukaryota; Metazoa; Arthropoda; Insecta; Coleoptera; Chrysomelidae.
GUUUGUGGAGUGCACAUCGCCUUGUGAAAAUGGACAGCUCAAGUGAGUUUUCCAGUGAAGGUGAUCCAUACCAUGACUCCGAUAAUUAUGAUAUGGACCCAGAUUAUGUAUUGGAAAGUGAGAAUGGCAACAAAAAUGGCAGAAAGUGUUUUAUUAAAUCAUUAAGUAAUGCCUAUUCUGUUACUGACCAACAUGCUUUGAACGACGAUAAGGAACAAGAUGAAGAAAUAAAUAAAGCUAGUACGUCAGGUAUAAAUCAGACACCUAUCUCAAAGCAUGUUACUGCAGGCGACAACUCAAGCAGCUCAACUGAGGAAGGUAAGUGGUCUAGUAUUGUUCACUAG